Molecule: messenger RNA, 766 nt
Organism: Staurois parvus
Lineage: Eukaryota; Metazoa; Chordata; Amphibia; Anura; Ranidae
Source: the annotation of a GenBank genome assembly
AUGUCGAGCAGAGGUGGGAAAAAGAAGACCACAAAGACCUCAAGGUCUGCAAAGGCUGGGGUCAUAUUCCCAGUGGGAAGAAUGCUGCGUUACAUAAAGAAAGGUCACCCAAAGUACAGGAUUGGAGUUGGGGCUCCUGUGUAUAUGGCUGCAGUCCUGGAGUAUCUGACCGCUGAGAUUCUUGAGCUGGCUGGAAAUGCAGCUAGAGAUAACAAGAAAGGCAGAGUCACACCCAGGCACAUUCUGCUUGCUGUAGCCAAUGAUGAAGAAUUGAAUCAGCUAUUAAAAGGUGUCACCAUUGCCAGCGGUGGCGUGUUACCAAAUAUUCAUCCUGAGCUGUUGGCAAAGAAGCGUGGAUCCAAAGGAAAGCUGGAGGCUAUUAUUACACCGCCACCUGCAAAGAAAGCCAAAACUACAUCACCAAAAAAAUCAGCUUCAAAGAAGCCAGGUGCCAAAAAGGGAGUCAGAAAAUACAAGAAGAAGCAAGGGGAAGUUAGCAAAAGCUGCAAGUGCAGACAGUACGACAGAAGGGGCACCGGCCAAUGGAUUCACUAUCCUUUCUACCAAAAGUCUUUUCCUGGGACAGAAGUUGCAAGUUGUAAAGGCUGACAUUGCCAACCUCGAAAGCGAUGCUGUCGUUCAUCCGACAGGCUCUGACCUCUACACCGGUGGUGAAGUAGGUAGUGCCUUAGAGAAGAAAGGAGGCAAAGAGUUUUUAGAAGCAGUAAUUGAACUGAAAAAAAAGAAUGGACCUUUAGAUGUUGCU